Salvelinus sp. IW2-2015 is the source of this 1707-nucleotide messenger RNA. RefSeq lists its product as uncharacterized. The record is from RefSeq and is a predicted model, not a curated record. Lineage: Eukaryota; Metazoa; Chordata; Actinopteri; Salmoniformes; Salmonidae.
AUGCCCGAUCCCUCAGCCACCCAACUUCGCCCUACCAUCCUCACCACCCAAACGCCAUCCCAUAGUGCCCACCACCCAACGCCCAUACCAUCCCACAACCCAACUGCCCAUACCCUCCACCACCCAUCUGCCAUACCUCCCUCACCACCCCUCUGCCCAUACCUCCCCCACCCACCCCAACUGCCCAUAACCCCCCACCCACCCAGUCCAUCCCCACCCUGCCCACCCACCACAUACUGCCCAGCACCCCACAUACCUCCCCACCACCCAAUCCCAUACUCCCACCACCAACUGCCCAUACCUCCCACCACCCAACCCCAUACUCCCCACCCUCCCCACCACCCAACUGCCCAUACCUCCCCACCACCACAACUGGCCCAUAUCUCCCCACCACCCAACUGCCCAAUACCUCCCCACCACCCAACUGCCCAUACUCCCCACCCACCCAACUCCCAUACCCCCACCCACCCAUCUGCCAUACCUCCACCACCCAACUGCGCCAUACCUCCCACCACCCAACCUGCCCAUUACCUCCUCACCACCCAACUGUCCUACCCCCCCACCCACCCAACUGCAUCCACCACCCACUCCAUACCUCCUCACCACCAAUCUGCCAUACCUCCUCACCACCCAACUGCCCAUACCUCCCCACCACCCAAUGCCCAUACCUCCACCACCCAACUGCCAUCUACCUCCUCACCACCCCAUCUGCCCAUACCUCCUCACCACCCAACUGCCCAUACCUCCCCACCCACCCAAAUGCCCCUACUCCCCACCACCCAACUGCCCAUACCUCCUCAACCACCAACUGCCCAUACCUCCUCACCACCCAACUGUCCAUACCUCCUCACCACCCAACUGCCCAUCACUCCUCACCACCCAACUGCCCAUACCUCUACCCCAACUCCUACCUCCCCACCCACCCCAACUGCCCAUACCUCCCCACCACCCAACUGCCCAUACCGCCUCACCACCACUCUGCCCAAUACCCCUCACCACCCAACUGCCCAUACCUCCCACCCACCACAACUGCCCAUACCCCCCACCACCCAAUCUGCCCAUACCUCCCCCACAGCCAUAUCCCACCCCAACUGCCCAUACCUCCCCACCACCCAACUGCCCAUACCUCCCCCCACCCAAUGCCCAUACCCCCCACCCACCCAUGCCCAUAACCUCCCCACCUUCACCACCACCCACGCCCAUACCUCCCCACCACCCAACUGCCCAUACCCUCCCCACCAACCAACACUGCCCAUACCUCCCCCCAACGCCCUACUCCCACCACACUGCCAUACCCCCACCCACCCAUUGCCCAUACCUCCCCACCACCCAACUGCCCAUACCUCCCACGCACCAACUGCCAACCUCCCACCCAAUGCCCAUACUCCUCACCACCCAACUGCCCAUACUCUCACCACCCAACUGCCCAACCUCCCCACCCCCCAACUGCCCAUACCCCCCACUACCCAACUGCCCACACCCCCCAGCCAACUGCCAUACCCCUCACCCAACUGCCCCCCCCCCCAACUGCCCCUACCCCCCACUACCCAACUGCCCAACCCCCCCACCCAACUGCCCAUACCCCCCUACCCAACUGCCAUACCCCCCCCCCCCCCAACCCAACUGCCCAUACCGCCCACCAACUGUUUCGGCCCUUUACCUCGGCACCCUCCUGACCCCAAGGGACAGACCGAGGGCUUGGUAUGA